AUGGCUACAUUUCUGUUUUCGCGCCACAAUCCUCUCUCCGCGUCCGCCUUUCUUCCCGUCUCCCCCAUUCGCCCAAACCCCCCGGCUCUGCUUUUGCUCCCCUGCCGCUUCAUACCGCCUUGCUUGCGUGCGUCCGCCCGCUAUGGCGGAAACUUCUUCUCUGCGGAGGUCGUUCCGCGCGGACUUAGCGCAGGGCCUUCCCGCCAUCGCCGCGGUAAACCCCAUCGCGCUUCGUCGAGGAGAAAUCCCGAACGAGCGGCUCGCGCAAGGAGUCAACACGCGGAACGCGCGGGAGGAGCGGCGGCAGGCGCGGGGGAAGAACACGCGCGGAAGGAGGGGGUAAGCGGAGAUCACCUAGCGGGGCGGACGGUGCUAGUGACGGCGCCUGCGCCGUACGAUGCGGCGCUGAGCGCGGCAGUGCGCGCAGCAGGCGGGGAAGCAGUGGCGUGCAGUAUGGUGGCGACUGACGUGGGCGAUGAGGCGUGCCGGCGAGCAGUGGAACGAUUCCUUGAUGUGGCAGCCAUAGCGUUCACAUCGCGCAAUGGCAUCACGGCCUUUGCGAAUGCGGUGCAGCGACUGCCACAGCACGCGCUGCCAGCUGCAUGGAGAGCAACAGUCGCUCCCAGCCAACCCCAGCAACCCCUACAACAGCAACAGCGACUGCAGCAAAGCGAGGAGGAACAGAGGCAGCAGGACGAGCAGGAACAUCAGCAGCAGAGCACCACACCCCUCAGCACCGCGCCAUGCUCUCCUCUCCUCAUCGGCGCUCUGGGCCGGGACGCCGAGCUGCUCUCCUCUCUCGGCCCCAUCGUCUCCCACCCCUCCACACGCCUCGUCCUGCCACCUGUCGCCACGCCAUUGGCCCUAGCAGACGCCCUGGGUCCAGGGGACGGGCGCAUAGUAGCAUGCCCUGUGCCGCGGGUGGAAGGGCUAGAAGAACCCCCAGUGGUGCCUACUUUCCUGCGUGCUUUGGAGCAAAGAGGCUGGCGAGUGCUGCGCAUUGACUGCUAUGUCACCCGCUGGACUGGCACCCGUGCCCUCAUGCCCGUUCUUGCUGGUGCCAUUAAUUCGCAAGGCGGGGGAGAUACUAGUGGGGACGGAGAGGGAGGUGAGUUGGGUGAGUUACGAGCAGCAGAAGGGGCGGUGAACAUGCACCCGUCAGUGGCUGCCGUGGUGUUCUCAAGCACAGCAGAGGCACAGGGCUUUGUGGCCUGCUGCCAUGCCAUGGGUGUGCACCCUCUGCGCUUCCUGGGCAGACACGAAUCGCAACCUCCUCAUUCCCCUCCUGGUGUUGAUGCUGCAGACGGCAGUGGGGUGAGCAGGCGGGGGGUGGUGGUGGCAGCGCACGGGCCGGUGACAGCGGAGGGGAUGCGCAAUGCGGGGUUGCCUGUGGACGUGGUGAGCCAGCAGUUCAGCAGCUUUGCAGGUGUUGUGGAUGCCCUUGCUGCACAUCUUGCUCACUUGGAUUGA
This is a messenger RNA of Closterium sp. Naga37s-1, 1470 nucleotides long. NCBI's taxonomy places the organism in Eukaryota, Viridiplantae, Streptophyta, Zygnematophyceae, Desmidiales, Closteriaceae. The record is from the annotation of a GenBank genome assembly.